Messenger RNA from Mobula hypostoma (lesser devil ray), 6918 nucleotides. RefSeq names its product nuclear VCP like (gene nvl). Gene Ontology annotation, biological process: ribosome biogenesis. The transcript is spliced from 25 exons. Lineage: Eukaryota; Metazoa; Chordata; Chondrichthyes; Myliobatiformes; Myliobatidae. The record is from RefSeq and is a predicted model, not a curated record. Bases 170 to 2782 code for a protein of 870 amino acids. Gene Ontology annotation, cellular component: nucleus. Gene Ontology annotation, molecular function: preribosome binding; RNA binding; ATP binding.
CGCUGAUUGAGGCGAGGAACUGGAGAGGAGAGCGGCGAGGCCGGCGGCGGCUGCUGGAGGGUGCGGGGUGGUGUCGGGGGCCGGCUCCGGCGUGGUGGAUGUCUCUCUUGGGCAGGGAUCUGGAGGGAGUGCGAGUUACAGGUAGAGUGGACGGCUGGUAAAAAUACACAUGAAGAACAAGAGCCCCGUGCUGGACGCUCGCCUGAAGCACCGAGUAAAACAGUACCUCAGUAACAGCAACAGUCAGUAUGUGGACAUCGGCGUUCUGGCCACUGACCUCCAGCGUCAGUACAGCAUGGAUUACGGACGCAGGAAGAGGAACGUCUUUCGGAUCCAGGUGGAGAAGGUGUACCAAUUGAUCAGCAGCGAAGCCCUGGACUUUGAAGAGGAGCAUCUCACCAAACGGGCCCGUCAGAGUCGUGAUGACCAUGGGUCAGAGGUGAUCAUUGACUCAUCGGACAGUGAGAGUUUUCCAGAAUACCCGAAGACAAACGACAUGAACACGUCCCUGCUGAGCCUUUACCGGAAGACAGACGGGGAUCACAGUCCUGCUUCGAUAAGCAACAGCACGUUGGGGCGUUCAGCUGCACCGGCAACUGGAUGGUUGCGAAGGACCUUGGGUGACACAGAGAUCUCCCCAGGGGGCUGGUUCAUCGACCGAACACCAGGGAGAGUUUCCACCCAUGGGGAGACUCAGUACAGCCUGCAGAGCAUAUACCAAUAUGGGAUGAUCAAAAAUGGCAGUGAUGAAGAAUACAACCACAUAAAAAACACGCAUGCUCCGGAACCACCCAAUGGGAAAAAACUCCUAACUCUAAACCAUCCACCCACACCCGGGAGCCCGAAAAAGGGAGCGGGAGCGGGAGGCUCUGGGCUGGAACCACAGAAGAAGAGUCGGCGCAGUGGGAGUCGACGGAUCAGAGGCCAGCACCAGGGACAGGAGACCCCACAUGGUGUGGAUGGGACGAUAGAGGCCGCCGUACUGGACAGGGCAGCCAGGAAGCGAGGUUUUGAGGCACAGCACCCAGCGCUGAAGUUUGAGGACAUCGGUGGCAGCGAUGCAACCCUGAAGGAGGUGUGCGAACUGCUCAUCCAUCUGAGACACCCGGAGGUGUACGAGCAGCUGGGGGUGCAGCCUCCCCGUGGGUUCCUGUUGCAUGGGCCUCCGGGCUGUGGGAAGUCUCUGCUGGCACAGGCCAUUGCUGGGGAGCUGGAACUGCCCCUGCUGAAGGUGGUGGCCACAGAGAUCGUGUCUGGUGUGUCCGGAGAGUCAGAGCAGAAGUUGCGGGAGCUGUUUGAAGAGGCCGUGCUCCAGGCUCCGUGUAUCAUCUUCAUUGACGAGAUCGACGCCAUCUCACCCAAGCGGGAGUUUGCCUCAAAGGACAUGGAGCGACGAAUUGUGGCUCAGAUGCUCGCCUGCCUGGACAAUUUGAACGCCAUGGCUGUCUCCACACAGGUUCUGGUCAUCGGUGCCACCAACCGACCGGACUCUUUGGACCCGGCACUCCGAAGGGCUGGCCGGUUUGACCGGGAAAUCUGCCUGGGCAUUCCCAGCGAGGGAGCACGGGAGCAGAUUCUGCGGACCUUGUGCCGGAAGCUGAGACUGUCAGAGUCGUUUGAUUUUCAGGAGCUGGCCCGCUUGACGCCAGGGUACGUGGGAGCUGAUCUCAUGGCUCUGUGCCGUGAGGCAGCCAUCAGCGCCGUCAACCGCGUACUGAUCCAGCACAAGGAGCUCGAGUCCCAGGGAUCUGAUAUGGGACAGAACAGCACGGGGCAGUUGCAGGAGACUGAGAUGGGUAAGCUGCAGCGGUUACGGGCUGUGCUCAGGGACACGGCUCCUCUGCCAGACCAGGAUCUGCAGGAGCUACGGAUAGAGAUGAUGGAUUUCACCGGCUCCCUGUCAGUGGUUCAGCCUUCUGCCAAGCGGGAGGGCUUUGCCACUGUGCCGGAUGUGACCUGGGCCGAUAUUGGAGCGCUGGAGGAGAUCCGUGAGGAACUGACCAUGGCCAUUCUGGCCCCUCUCCGACAUUCGGAGCAGUUCCAGGUGCUCGGGUUGUCGAGCCCGGCUGGCGUGCUGCUGGCUGGGCCACCGGGCUGCGGGAAGACCCUGCUGGCCAAGGCAGUGGCCAAUGAGUCCGGACUGAACUUCAUCUCAGUGAAAGGGCCCGAGCUGCUAAACAUGUACGUGGGUGAAAGCGAACGAGCCGUGCGCCAGGUUUUCCAGCGGGCCCGAAACUCCGCCCCCUGCGUCAUCUUCUUCGACGAGCUCGACUCGCUUUGUCCGCGGAGGUCGGAGAAUGAGUCUGGAGCCAGUGUUCGGGUGGUGAACCAACUGCUGACCGAGAUGGAUGGACUGGAGAGCAGGAGACAAGUCUUCAUCAUGGCUGCCACCAAUCGCCCUGAUAUCAUCGACCCUGCCGUGCUGCGGCCGGGCCGCUUGGACAAGACACUGUACGUGGGGUUACCCCCGGCCGCUGACCGCCUCGCCAUUCUCCGUACUUUGACCAAGGAUGGGACUCGCCCUCCCAUGGAUCCUGACGUCGAUCUCUGUGCGAUCGCAAGUGACCAACGCUGUGACUGCUUCACUGGGGCUGACCUGUCGGCACUGGUGCGGGAAGCAUCCAUUAAUGCUCUGAGGCAGCAGCUCGUGGAGCCAGCCACUUGUCCGAAACUGCAAGUGACACGGCAACAUUUCGAAGCAGCUUUUGAGAAAGUCAAGCCUUCUGUCUCCAAAAAGGAUCAGCUGAUGUACAAGCAGCUGCGACAGUCCCUCAGUCGGUGAGAAGAAUUGAUGUUGUGGUGUUGGUGAGGCCCCUGUUGUUGCCUUUGCUGGAGUAGCCCUUACAAGCUUGGACUCUGAGGAUGGGCCCCAAAGUAAAUGCCAUUAAAAAUACCAAACUCCUCUUUCCCCAUUAAAUAAUGGCACCAGGAUUGAAGACCUGUUUGGAUCUGGUUUUGGAAGUGUCUAAACUUUGUUUCUCUGGGCACAAACUUAGGAGUGGGUGUUUGUAAUUAAGGGGGUAUUUGGAUUUAAAUUUGUGAUGGGCUAAAGAGGAAAUUCAUAGACAAGAUGAAUUUUGCCAAACCUGGGGGGAGGGGGGAAAACGAGCUAUGAUGGUACAACACAUAACUGAACGCUGCGGAAACCUUCCCGAUUCACUCUCUCCCACUGUGGGGAGCUUGCACUGUUUUAAGAGUGAGAUAACUUCAGUGCAAACUCGUGAAGUGUAGGCCCAGCUCAAAACACAAUGGGCCAAAGGACCCAAACCAUGUUGUACUGUUCUAAAAAGUGUAAUCGUGCUUGAACAUCUCUGUUGGCACCAUCUAACCUGGUCUGCUCUUGCUAUUCAAACACAACUAAGGUGGAGAUCUGCUGUCAGCAGAAUUGGGCCCAAUUUGUUGAUUACUUUGUGUUAUUGCAGCUGCUCAUAUUUUGGCAGCACUGCAGGUACUGAAUUGCUAUUAUCUCACCAUCAGCUGAUAAGAUGGCAGUUUCACUUUGGUUGAAGAAUUUCUUUAAUUACUCUUAUGCUUCAAGUUUUAUUUUUAAUGUUUGUAGCUGGGCUAGCAGCAUGCUGGGGUUAUCCUCAGUGCUUAAGUGCCAUUUUCCCCUCCUUCCUGAGCUUAAAGUGGAGGAGUUGCUUUGUAACAGUACGAACUGUAGUGAGGUUCAUCUGAAUCAGUGCCAAGAGCUGGGCAUGCUGCAGCCAUCACUUUCUCUCGGCCACUGUGAACAUCUGCUGUGGAGCUUCAAGAGCCCAGUCGCAGAAGCCAGAUUAAAGUUUCACUGGAGAAAAAGACUUAACUGCUGGGAUCUAGCAUGUAAUGAUCAAGUCCUAGCUGCUGAUGAAAGUUCCAUUGUAUUUGGAAAUCCUGAUGGUUUAGUGCUUUUAGCUGCUUUAACCUCAGGGGAAAAUUACUGUAACAUCUAUGUGAAUUAGAAAGAAAUACAAUUGUGAAAAACUAAAACACUGUACAAUAUUUUGUGCUGUACUUUCUACAAUAUCAACUCUUAAAGGCCAUGACUGCCACACAAUCUAUACUUUGUACUGUUUGUGAAUUCAUCUAUUAGCGAGGGAUCAACCUAUUUUUUCCAUUUCCUUUUUAACUUCAGACAGCCUAACAUUACAACUGAAAGAUUAGUAUUGAGAUCAAGACCAUAACCAUAAGACCAAGGAGCAGAAGUAGGCCAUUCGGCCCAUCGAGUCUGCUCCGCCAUUUUAUCAUGAGCUGAUCCAUUCUCCCAUUUAGUCCCACUCCCCCGCCUUCUCACCACAACCUUUGAUGCCCUAGCUACUCAGAUACCUAUCAAUCUCUGCCUUAAAUACACCCAAUGACUUGGCCUCUACUGCUGCCCGUGGCAACAAAUUCCAUAGAUUCACCACCCUCUGACUAAAAAAAUUUCUUUGCAUUUCUGUUCUGAAAGGGCGCCCUUCAAUCUUUAAGUCAUGCCCUCUCGUACUAGACUCCCCCAUCAUGGGAAACAACUUUGCCACAUCCACUCUGUCCAUGCCUUUCAACAUGCAAAAUGUUUCUAUGAGGUCUCCCCUCAUUCUUCUAAACUCCAAGGAAUACAGUCCAAGAGCGGACAAACGUUCCUCAUAUGCUAACCUUCUCAUUCCUGGAAUUAUUCUAGUGAAUCUUCUCUUGUACCCUCUCCAAGGUCAGCAAAUCCUUUCUUAAAUAAGACCAAAACUGCCCACAGUACUCCAAGUGAGGUCUCACCAGCGCCUUAUAGAGCCUCAACAUCACAUCCCUGCUCCUAUACUCUAUUCCUCUAGAAAUGAAUGCCAACAUUGCAUUCGCCUUCUUCACUACCGACUCAACCUGGAGGUUAACUUUAAGGGAAUCCUGUACGAGGACUCCCAAGUCCCGCUGCAUCUCAGAACUUUGAAUUCUUUCUCCAUUUAAAUAAUAGUCUGCCCGUCUAUUUUUUCUGCCAAAGUGCAUAACCAUAAACUUUCCAACAUUGUACUUCAUUUGCCACAUCUCUGCCCAUUCUUCCAAUCUAUCCAAGUCUCUCUGCAGACUCUCCGUUUCCUCAGCACAACCGGCCCCUCCACCUAUCUUCGUAUCGUCAGCAAACUUAGUCACAAAGCCAUCUAUUCCAUAAUCCAAAUUGUUGAUGUACAAUGUAAAAAGAAGCAGUCCCAACACUGAUCCCUGUGGAACACCACUGAUAACCGGCAGCCAACCAGAAUAGGAUCCCUUUAUUCCCACUCUCUGUUUCCUGCCAAUCAGCCAACGCUCUAUCCAUGUAACUUUCCCGUAAUUCCAUGGGCUCUUAUCUUGUUAAGUAGCCUCAUGUGUGGCACCUUGUCAAAGGCCUUCUGAAAAUCCAAAUAUACAACAUCCACUGCAUUUCCCUUGUCUAGCCUGCUGGUAAUUUCCUCAAAAAAUUGCAAUAGGUUUGUCAAGCAGGAUUUUCCUUUAAGGAAUCCACGCUGAGUUCUGCUUAUCUUGUCAUAUGCCUCCAGGUACUCUGUAACCUCAUCCUUGACAAUCGACUCCAACAAUUUCCCAACCACCGAUGUCAAGCUAACAGGUCUAUAAUUUCCUUUUUGCUUCCUUGCCCCCUUCUUAAAUAUCAAGCUAGGCCUUUUAUCAAUGUCACUGGAUUGGAAGUUUCCUAUAGAUUUUAGUGAGGUUAACUAAUAGAAGCUUUGAAGGAUAGAGUACAAAUAACCCAGGAGUUGUAUUUGACUGAUGUAGUGAUGGUCAGUAUUCACUAGAAUGCUGCAAUCCCAAUAGUGAGUUAAAAAAAAAACAUUUGAUCAUGGAAGGAUUUCUUCUGCAAGUUAUGUGCAGAUUACAUCUACAUCCAGAUCCUGCUUCCUUCCCCCUGACCAGGAUGCCAAGUUUACAGCAGUAAUGGACAAACACCUGCCAUUGCACAGGGAGGUUUCACUUUAUAACAAAGUGAAGCACCACUGCUGAGGAACAGUGGGUCAGUGACCGAGUGAGGGGCUCAGCCCAUUUCCUGCUGUUUCUUCCUCCAGCAGUUUUUGCUCUCCGUUCCAGAAGAGUAUACAGCAUGGAAAAAGUCCCUUCAAACCAACUGGUCCAUGCCAACCACAGUAUCUGCCCAGUUAAUUCCAGUUGCCUGCAUUUAGCCCAUAACCCAAGGAUCUCCCCUCCAUGUACCUAUCCAACUGCCUCAAGGCUUGGAAAUGUGCCAAUCUCACUACUUCCUCUUUACCUGUGAAGUACCUCGUGUCUCUUAAUUCUCUUCCCUCCAAUUCUCUGCCUGCUGAUUUUGGGCUUUGACCCUGGGGAAAAGACUAUGAUCACCAUACCCUUCAUCUCAUCCUCCAAGAAAUAAAGAUCUAUUGUGAUCAACUCAAAUUCAUUCUGCCUCCUUUUCAGCUUGUCUUUUCUAUAAAUGACAAAAACUGUACAAUACUCCCAGUAACACAUCCCUACUCCUGAACUCAAUAUCCUGGUUAAUGCUUCACCUCCUCCUACUUGCACAGCCCGUCAGCAAAUUGUGCAUUUGUACUCCCAGCUUCCUGUUGUCAGGGGCCAACAAUGAAGCAAUUAUCUGUAUAAUGCCCUCUGCAGUUUCUUCCCUAGCCUCCUGAGGUCUGGGAAUGCAACUGGUCAGACCCUAUGCAUUUUCCCAGCCCAGUGCAAUGCAAUUCAAGUCUGCAAAUACCUCCUGCCUCCAUAUGCAUGUAUCCAAUCUCUAAUCAUUUUACUAUUAUAACUGAAGAAAUGAGAAUUAUUCAUUCCUGCUUGACAAAUCAGCCAGAGUUCACUGAACUUGUUAUCUCUCACUUCAGCCCAACAGGAACAUGCUGACCCUGGAUUCUUGCUUUGGCAGUUUUAAAAACCCACAUACCAACUCUUCUUUUGCCUGUAAAUAGUAGGCAUUUGACCCCAGCUAGAUCCCACCUAACAUAGAAACAUAGAAAAUAG